AUGUCCAAAGAGAAUGAACAAAAUUCUGAACUUGGAAAAAAAGAAUAUUGGGAUUUAUUAUAUAAACGUGAAAAUAAAAAUUUUCAAGAAUUUGGUGAUAUUGGAGAGAUUUGGUUCGGUCAAGAUAGUGUAGAAAAAAUGGUGAAUUGGGUUAUUUCUAAUUCUUCCAAAUCAACAUCAAUAUUAGAUAUAGGAUGUGGAAAUGGUCAUCUUUUAUUAGAGUUAGCAAAAAAUCAUCAAUACACAAAUCUGGUUGGAAUAGAUUAUUCAUCUGAUGCUAUUGAAUUAGCAAAAAAUAUAGCAAAAGAUCAAGAUUUUGACCAUAUAAUUUCAUAUUAUGUUUAUGAUUUUAUUGAAAAUAAUGAUGAUAAUGAAAUUGGAAAAUCUAUUUUUUAUCAAAAUUAUUUAAGCAAUAAAUCAACAAAUCAGCAACAAAAAUUUGAUAUUAUAUUGGAUAAAGGGACAUUUGAUGCAAUCACUUUAAAAGAUCCAGCUUUUUAUAAAGUUUAUUCACAAAAUGUUUUCAAUCUAUUAAAUCAUAGACAUAAUGACAAUGAAUGGAAAAAUUUUGUUCUCAUAAAAAAACUAAUAAUAAGCCAUAAUGUUGCCUUAUAUAGAUUUAAACUACCAAAUCCAGAUGAUGUUCUUGGGCUUCCAAUUGGUCAGCAUAUAUCAGUAGAAGCUGAUAUUAAUGGCAAGGUUCUUCAACGCAGUUACACGCCAACUAGUUCGGAUGAUGAUCUCGGACACUUUGAUCUAGUUAUAAAGUCAUAUCCAAAUGGUAAUGUUUCCAAGUAUUUUGCUGAAUUGGAGAUCGGUCAAACUAUAUCAGUCAAAGGUCCCAAAGGCCAAUUUAAAUAUACUCCCGGAUUAGUUAGAGCACUCGGAAUGAUUGCUGCAAUUGUUAAAAAUCCAAAUGAUAAAACCACUGUUAAUUUAAUAUUUGCAAAUGUUACAAUUGAUGAUAUUUUAUUAAAAGAAGAAUUGGAUUUACUUGCUAAAAAUCAUGAAAACUUUAAUGUAUUUUAUACAUUAGAUAAACCUCCAAAUGAUUGGAAUGGUGGAAGAGGAUUUGUUACUCAAGAUGUGAUUAAAAAAUUUUGCCCACCUCCUGCAAAUGAUAUUAAGAUUUUAUUAUGUGGUCCACCACCAAUGAUAAGUGCUAUGUCUAAAAAUUGUGAAGCGUUGGGUUAUGAUAAGCCAAGAACUAUUUCAAGAUUAGAG
Messenger RNA from Entrophospora candida, 1224 nucleotides. Lineage: Eukaryota; Fungi; Glomeromycota; Glomeromycetes; Entrophosporales; Entrophosporaceae. The record is from the annotation of a GenBank genome assembly.